This is a messenger RNA of Cebus imitator (Panamanian white-faced capuchin), 1726 nucleotides long. It is a transcript of the gene GORAB, whose product is annotated as golgin, RAB6 interacting. Gene Ontology annotation, biological process: non-motile cilium assembly. The record is from RefSeq and is a predicted model, not a curated record. Lineage: Eukaryota; Metazoa; Chordata; Mammalia; Primates; Cebidae. The transcript is spliced from 4 exons. Bases 43 to 780 code for a protein of 245 amino acids.
CGCACUGAUUGGCUGAUUGGCCGCGACCGAGGAAAAACCCGGAUGCGCUGGGCAGCGGUGUUGGCAGUCAGGGCUCUGAUAUUUGGGCACUUUUGGGGGUGCCGGUGUCCCGGGCCGAUGGCGCAGGGUUGGGCAGGCUUCUCUGAGGAGGAGCUGAGGAGACUAAAGCAGACUAAAGAUCCAUUUGAGCCACAGCGACGUCUUCCUGCAAAGAAAAGUCGACAACAACUUCAGCGAGAAAAAGCCAUUGUAGAGCAAAGCCAAAAACUUGGGCUUCAAGAUGGGUCAACCUCAUUACUUCCAGAGCAGCUGCUUUCAGCACCAAAACAGAGAGUUAACCUUCAAAAACCACCUUUUUCUUCCCCUACUCUUCCUGGUCAUUUCAUUCUCACCUCUCCUGUUGGUGAUGGACAACCACAGGGCAUUGAAAGUCAACCAAAGGAAAUGGGACUUGAGAAUUUCCAUGAUCACAGCAAUGUUGACAUUCUACCUCCAAAGCCAGAUUGCAAAUUGGAGAAAAAGAAAGUGGAAUUGCAAGAAAAGUCUCGUUGGGAAGUCCUCCAACAAGAACAACAGCUAAUGGAAGAGAAAAAUAAACGUAAAAAAGCUCUUUUGGCUAAAGCUAUUGCGGAAAGAUCCAAAAGAACUCAGGCAGAGACCAUGAAACUAAAGCGGAUCCAGAAGGAGCUGCAGGCUUUAGAUGACAUGGUAUCAGCUGACAUUGGAAUUCUCAGGAACCGCAUUGAUCAGGCCAGCUUAGACUAUUCAUACGCUCGGUGAGUUGGGGAAGUUGAAUAUGAACAAGGAGUAUGAUUUAAUUAAUGUUUAUUGCCAGCUGUUCCAGGGGCUUUUAUGUAUGUAUCAUUAUUUAGGCCUCAAAACAACCCCAUUCAGUGCUGCAUUUAUUCCUCUUUCCUGCUAAUUCAAGUGUCUCCUCUUCAGUGAAGUCUCCUCUAACUCUCCCCUACUAGUUAACCUUGUUUGUGUGACAUUCUUGCAUUAUUUAUUUACAUUUACAUUAUUAUUUGCAUUUUAGUCUUUGCUGCUAAACCAUCAGCUAUUUAAUGUUUGGAAGUUUUUUUUAUUCAUCUUUCAAGAUCCAGUAAAUAUAUGAGUGAUUUGCUUAACACUGUUAUUUUAACACCAAGUCUGUGUUCUUUACAUUAAAAUUUUUGAUACCUGAUAUGGUCCUAUAGGAUUGAAGCCUAGUUCUCACUUUAGCUUUCAUCAGAGUAAGAGGAUCUAGUUUAUUUUUUAAAAGCUUAUGAAUAUUUUAAAGCAUGUCCUCUGUUUUAGAAAUUUGAAAUAUUUUUCCUUUUUUAUUUUCAGUUAUACUCUGUAUGAAAUGGUUUGAUACAUGUUUCCUUGAUUUCAACCAUUUGCAUUUUUUAAAAGAGAAAAAAAUGCCAUGGAGUAUUUCUAAAAUGAACUAACACAUGUAAUGAAUUACAUGGACUUUGCAGACAGAUAAAAGGGCAAAAAAUUAUGUCCAAUUUCAGGGUUUUCAGCCCUUUCAACAUUGCUUUAAUCAUCCUGGUUUGUCUUUUUUCACAAGGGAAUUCUGUGUUAAUGACUCAGCUUUGUAUCUUUCUCUGUUACACUAGAAAUCAAUCAGAAUGCCUCAUUAGGCCAGGGUAAACCACAACAUCAGAAUGUUUAUAUAACAAUUUAUUAAAGCGGAAAUGCUUGAUUGUGGUUUUUAAUUAACUGUUGAGUGUUUAAGAAA